Molecule: messenger RNA, 5692 nt
Organism: Anopheles gambiae (African malaria mosquito)
Lineage: Eukaryota; Metazoa; Arthropoda; Insecta; Diptera; Culicidae
Gene: Girdin
Product: girdin
Exons: 8
Coding region: 91-4326 (1411 amino acids)
Biological process (GO): cytoskeleton-dependent intracellular transport; cytoplasmic microtubule organization
Cellular component (GO): cytoplasm; centrosome
Molecular function (GO): microtubule binding; dynein light intermediate chain binding
Source: RefSeq, a predicted model, not a curated record
AUGUUUUCCCGUUUGUGUUUUCCUUUUCUGUGUUUUUUGUGAGUGUGUGUGUACGUGUGUGUGUGCGUCUGUUUUCGACGGUGAAGAAAAAUGUCGUCCAGUGAGAUUGAAGAAUUUGUAAACGGAGCGCUGGUUUCGUGGAUUGAAUCGUGUUUACCGCGGCAUGAAAUAAUCGCCGGAUACGUGUCACUGCUCGAUGGCACCAUACUGCACACCGUGUACCUGCAGAUCGACCCCGAGCCGCAGCAUCAUCCGGCCAAGAUACGCGGCACGGCGGAAGUGCUGACCUCGCUGGCCGCCGCCCGCACGCGCAACUUCGACGCGAUCGUGAAGAACCUGCGCAAUCUGUACGAUGAGGAGCUCGGGCAAACGAUCCUCACCCUGCCGGACUGUUCCGUGCUCGGCCAUUCGCCGGAGUCGCGGGCCGGCCUCGAGCAGAUGAAGCUGCUCAUCACGCUGCUGCUCGGGGCGGCCGUCCAGUGCCCGAACAAGGAGAUAUUCAUAGCGCGCAUCAAGGAGCUGGACGUGAACACGCAGCACGCGAUCGUGGAGGUAAUCAAGCAGGUGACGGACAGCCAGACGCUCGUGCUGACGCAGGAAGCGCUCGACCAGCUGGCGCCCGAGCUGAUGUGCAAGCACCUGGUGCGGCUGGCGAAGGAGCGCGACCAGUACCAUGGCAAGUGGAUGUCGUCCUUCAUUACGGACAGCGAGCAGCAGGCGCUGGUCAACAGUUCCAGCUCGAAGGGCAGCCUGCACAAUGCCGCAUUGUCGUCCGCGUCGACCAGCACGGCCAACACGCCGUCCACCACGUCCGAGAGCAACCAUCUGGCGGUGGAGCUGGCCGACUACAAGUCGAAGCUGCGGAAGCUGCGCCAGGAGCUGGAGGAAAAGUCGGAGCUGCUGAUGGAGGUGAAGGAAGAGCUGGACCACAAGUGCAACCAGUACGAGAAGCUGCGCACGGAAAGCCAGGACUGGUACUCGGAGUCGCGCCGGGCGGCCGCCUACCGGGACGAGGUGGACGUGCUGCGGGAGCGGUCCGAGCGGGCCGAUCGGCUGGAGGUGGAGGUACAAAAGCUGCGCGAGAAGCUGUCCGAUGCCGAGUUUUACAAGACGCGGGUCGAGGAGCUGCGCGAGGACAAUAGGAUGUUGCUGGAGACGAAGGAAAUGUUGGAAGAACAGCUAGCGCGGUCCCGCAAGCGCAGCGAUCAGGUGAUGACGCUCGAGGCGGAAAUUAUCAAAUUCAAGCAGAUGAUGAACGAUAUGACGCUCGAGCGGGACGUGGACAAGAGCAAGCUGCAGGAACUGUUGGAAGAGAACGUACAGCUGCAGCUGGCGACGAAGAAUUUGAUGGCGGGCCCGGAUGCGAACGUCGCAAACCAGGCACAAUCCGACACGGAUACGGACGAUCUUCCAUCGAACGACAACAGUUUGUCGGAACAGCUGACGACGAACGCACAAACCCGCGCACUGAAGCUAGAGCUGGAGAAUCGACGACUGCUCGCCGCCCUCGAUAGCCUGAAGGAGUCCUCCUUCCACGAAAACUCGAACAAGAUUCUGGAGCUCGAGAAGGACAAGAAGAAGCUAUCGCUGCGGCUAGAGCAGACGCAGGAAAAUUGCAACCGACUGGUGCAGCAAAACAGCGAGCUUGAGAACGUGUUCAAGAACGCGCUGGAAGAGAACAAGAAACUGCAGGACGCGAUCGAUUCGAAGCAGCAGAUGAUCGACCGGCAAACGCACGACCGCGAGCUCGACCGCAUACGGCAGAUCGAUCUGGAAAAGCAGAUCGAAUCGCUCACCAAGGACAAGCAGCGGGUGCAGAACCUGUUCGAGAGCAUCCAGCGCCGCACGAUCGAUCUGGAGCGUUCGAUCGACACCAAGAGCAAGGAGAGCGUGCAGCUGAACGAGCGGCUGAAGGAGCUCGAAGACGUGCGCAAGGAGCUGUACGAUGUGCGGGGCAAGUGCUCGACCGUCGAGCGGGAAAACGUGAACCUCGCCAAGGAGCUGGUCAAGUACAAGGAGGUGCUGGAAAAGUGUGAGCACGAUCUGGACCGGGUCGGGGGCGAGCUCGAGACGAAGGAAAAGGAAAUCGAGCAGCUGGCGAAACAGGUCGACGAAGGUUCGAGCGUGCUAGUGAAGCUGCAGGAGCUGGAGAAGGAAAACCAGGAGCUGCUGUCGCAGCAGAAGAUGCACACCGACACGAUCGCUACGCUGCAGAAGGAUCUGUACGAUGGCACGAUGGCGACGAAGAAGGUGAAGCAAAACCUGGAGCGGCUCGGGCUGAACGAUACCGAGCUGGAGCGGAACGAGAUGAACGUGGAGGUGUUUGUCGAAAAGCUGUGCAAAAAUCCCGAAUCCUUCAAGACGGUGCGCGAGAUCGUGCUGAACGUGGCGGGCUCGAGGGAUGCGGGCUCGACCGGUGCCGGUGGCGGUACCAAGUCCGCCGACAUCUGUGUCCUCUGCCACCGGCAGGAGAUCUACACGGUCGAGAAGAGCAUCGAAUUUUCUAACUGCGACGAAACGGCGGCGCCCGAUUCCAGCGCGGCAACGAACGCCGUCCCGGAGCUGGAGCAGAAGCUGGAGCAGCUGCGGCAGGAGCAUACCGCCCUGCUGGCUGCGCAGGACUCGCUGCAGGAGGAAAACGCGCGCCAGAAGGUGAAGGUGGCUACGCUGGGUUCGCAGAUUGCGUCACUCAACACGCAGCACGUGGCGCUGCAGCUGGCCAACUCGCAGCUGGCCGUCGAGAAGGAUAUGCUGGUGAAGCAGGUGGAGGCGAAGCGGCAGCAGUACGAAUCGCUGCAGCACGAUUACGUCGCGCUGCAGUGCCUGCACGAGCAGCUGAGCAGUGACUACGACGCGCUGAACGGGGAGAAGGAACUGCUGAAGAACACGAUCCGCGACCUGAAGACGGAGAACCGGGAUCAUCGCGAGCGCACGGUGGCCCUGGAGCGCAAGAUCGAGGAGCUGCAGGCCGAACUACACUCGAUGAAGGACGGGCUGACGAAUCUGAACAAUCUGCGCGCGGAACACUCGAAGCUGAAGGAUGACUUCCGGUGUCUGUUCACCACGAGCGAGCGGUUGAAGCAGGACUACAAAAACUGCCACGAUCAGUAUCGCGCGUUCCGGACGGAGAACAGCCGGCUGAAGCUGCGCAACACCGAGCUGUCCGGGGAGCUGACGAACAAAAAGGAACAGAUCAACAAUCUGGAGAUUGAGUACACCAAAAUAAACCAAAGAUGCGAGAUGUUGCUUAACAUGAACGCCAGCCUGGACAUUGAUCGGCGCACGCUGAUGGACCACGUGUCGCAGAUACUCGCCCAGUAUCAGGAGCUGCUGGCGCAUUCGCUGGAAGACAAACAGCACUACCAUGACGAGGAGAAGAGUUUCACCGACAAGCUGAACAACCUGAAUCGCCAGAAAGAGAAGCUGGAGGAGAAGAUAAUGGAACACUACCGGAAGCUGGAUAGCUGUUCGCCCAAAAAGAAACCUUUUGGGUUGAAUCUGGUGAAGAAAAUGCGUCGGGCAGGAUCGGAACUAAUGAAUCGUGUUCCUAAUAGGAACCGCCGUUCGUGGGUGGAAGAACAACGCCUCACCCAAAGCCAGUGUCUUUCCAUGGGUUCCGAGUCGGGCGGCAACGAAUCGGACAACAGUAUCGAGGAGCCUAACUCGGUCGCCUCCGACACGAACCUGCUGCAGCGUGGCUCCCAGCUGCGCCAGAGUCUCCAGCGAAAGCCAAACAACGAAGCGCUCAAUGCCACGUUGCUGCGUGGCGGAAUUCGCAGCAGCCUGCAGGCUUCCCGCCGCGAUGAGGUGAAUCCCGCCCACAGAAACAGCUUCCAGGGGUUUGAUACCGCUACCGACGCGCUGAACCUUGGCACGGCCGGAACUCGCCGCACGGUGUACCUGGACGACAAGAUCGUCAACUCCGGUUCUAGCACACCGACCGGCGGUGGUGCCGUGAACCCGUCUCCUCCACCAUCCGUUUCCACGCCCCCUCCGCCGCCUCCGCCGCGUACGGAUCAGAGUGCGGGUGCAGCUACUACCAGCCAAUCGAACUCACCGGCCGAACCGACGUUCGUGCUGCUGAAUCGAAUUUCCACCACAACCACCACGCUGAAAACGGAAACCACUUCGAACCUGCUGCCCGGCAGCCCGCAACAGCUGAACGAGGUCAGUGGCAAUCCGUCCGGUGCACCGAAUGCCGGCACGAACUCGCUCUGCGGCAUGGAGGACAGCAACAAAAAGGACUCGAAUGGCAACAACAGCAAGAAGAAGCCGGAACCGAAGAACCGCGACAGUGCGAUAUGGUAUGAGUAUGGGUGUGUUUAGCGUGUAUCAAAGUGUGUCCUCUCCCCAACCGAAAAGCGUAUUCAAUGCAAGCAUUUAUUAGAAAACGAAGCAUUGCAACCAUAAGCCUAUACGAGCAGUAUUGUAGUGAGAGACAGAGAGAGGUGAUGAAAUAGGAGGCCUAGCAUUUUUCGACUGAUGAUGGAUGGCACGUUUUUGCUGCAGAAAGAUGUGCAGGCGUGCGGAUAUGGCGCCUACUGCGUUCCCCGCUGGAGAAGGCGAUUGUACUUUUUUUAAUGCUGGCCGGUGCGUGUGUGUACGUUUAGUGAACAACGUGCUUGCGUGUGCAUGUGUGUGCGUGUUCGUCCAUUCCGUACCAGCCCAUAUUUACCCAGUUAACAAGUGCUUUAACCUAAAUACCACUUACAAAACACUCAACAGCAAAAUAAGGCCUGAACAAAGUUUAAUUUUAAAAUAGGUCUUACGCGCACCCGUGUGAUGCGUACGUUUUGGCGCAUCUGUUUGGUUAUUGCUCAAUUGCGCGCUGCAUGUCUCCCCCCGACACACACAUUAUGGCCUUUUCUUUUGCGCAAAUUAAUGCAGCUGCUUAUUGAAACUAUUGCCCAGAUGAGUAAACUUUAUCCCAAGUGCUUAGCGUUAAUCUCUUCCCAAAUGCCCUACACGCGCACCGCAAACAACGAACCCUGUUUACCAUGUAUUAUGAAAACGUAAGGAAUCUCUUUAAAAGUAUCUCCAUGUUUUGUUUUACAUUAAAAUUAAUACGUUUACAUAUAUCUCGCUGCUAUCCAUUUUGAAACUAGUAUUGUAUGAACUAAAUUGUAAGAUUUGUAUCGCGCCCGCUGUCAACGUUUCCCUGCGCCCCGCCUUAUCAUUGGGCUCUCGAUCGAAGCGUGAAUGUAGCGUGUGUAACCUAUACCACAACGAAAUACCACUAACAUGCUUUCGUUUUUGUCUUGUGAUAACACUUAAAUGAUAUUUUGUUUGCCCUCCCUCCCCGAACAAUUACCAACCAUUUUUGAAAAGCGCAAUUUUAUUACACCUCGGAUGCUCGUGUUUUAGAGAGUUGUUGUGUAACAGGACUGUUCGAUACAGGGUUCCGAUAAAAAAAAAACAAACAAAGGAGAAGAAAUCAAAAUUAUACCACUAGGAUAAUAUGCUUCCGUUCCGGUUACAGGACAGAUAAAACAGACGCUAAUGCAAAUGUUUGAAGGAGAAAACAUGAAUCUGUGAAGCGAGAAACGAAUGAAGCAGAGGAAUGAAUCACCAUUGCCGUUAUUAGCAUUUGUAUUUAAUCCUUUUUUAGGUUUAAAAGAAAGCAUCGCAAAGGAUGUAGAGUGAGAGAGAUUUUUAAGUGAAAUAAAGGUAUAAAAUAAUUAUACUCAUAAAA